CCACGCCCACCACCACCCAUUGACCUUACUAACGCCAGCCACACCAAUCUCCGCAAGGGCUACAAGCUCGGCUCCGCGUCUGCAGCCUGGAAGAAGAUCAAGUCGGCCACUGUGGCCUCUGGCUCCCACGAGGGUGCAAGCGGCAAUACCGACACCACUACUUCUGAUGCAGGCAUCAGCGAGGCGUUGCCAUUGUCUGCUUUCGGCUCCCAGGGGGAUACCCUUCUUUUCUAUCCCACCAAGAACAUUCUCGAGGUGUGGUCCUGGCGGUCUCCAAACGCCCAAUCGGACAGCGAUACCCUCUUUUUGCACUACCAGACGUCGCUUGACUACGAUGGCAUUCCUCUGAACUUUGCUGUCUUUUCCAACGAGAGUGAUCAGUGUUACUCGGUCAUUCUUUUGAUUCCAGACGAAGAUCAUGUCAAAAUACAGAAUCAUCUGAUUUCGCCACAACGAGCAGCCCAACUCACGCAAGAGAAACUGUACUUUUUCCCGUCCAAGACAUAUCACAUUAAGAAAUCUCCCUCCAAUUUGUUGGUAGCAAAUGACCUAGGCUAUAUUAUUCUUUUAAGGAUUCAGAACGAUAAGAUAUGCCACCCCAACUCCGAUAGCGCGUUGCACUCUAUCAGAAAGAGUUCGUGCCAGCCAAUUGUCCUCGAUAGUCCCUAUGACUCCCUAGAAGAGUCGGAGAUUUUGUUGAAGACUAGUUGUGAUGAAGAUGGGACUCCGAUCUUUGAUAUAGUCAAUGAUUGGCUCGUUUAUUCCCCUGUGAAGACAGAGUACAAGUUCCUCAGAGCGGUCAGUAAUACUAGGGAAAAGAAAACGACCACUCAAUGUUCGGUCAUUGAUCCAAUUAUCACCAACUAUCCUGACCCAGGUGACCAUAUUCACAAAAAGAAACACAGUGCUUUAUUCACCCCAGUUAAGUUGCCUCCACCAGGUCCGUUAUUGAACAAAUUCAUAUCAACAUUCUCUAAUUCUGCUUUGGAUGGGCUUUUCAAAUUAUCUGAGAUUAGUGCAUCAAAAAUGAAGUCAUAUUAUUCCGAUAAGAAAUCUCCAAAGCAUAACGAGACCAGCCACGAAUCCCAUGAUAUAUCCUUGAACACGGUCAGCAAAGCAAUGGGUAAGUUAUUGUAUUCAACGGCGUCCUCCGUACAGAAUUCAACUAGGAGUUUGAAACCGAACAGCAACCAAUUAAUCAAAGUUCUAGAUUUAUCAAACGAUAAAGUUUUGGGAAUUUUUAAACCUCCUGGUGGGGUUUCGAAAUUAUCAUUAUCCCCAAAUGACUUGCAACUAGUAAACUCAAACCUGCGGGGAGACUCGUUAUUCUUGUGGGAUCUAUACAGAUUGCCAACAGAAGUAUCUUUGCUUGGUAAGUUUACAAGAGGCAAAACUUCUGCUAUAGUUGAGGAUAUUUUUUGGUUCACAAACAACUUUUACGACUAUAAACCCACCAAGUCUUCCAAUACAAUUAGGCAUGGGGCUAAAAACAAUGAAUUCACUGCGAAAUUUACAAACUCAGGAUUUGGUUGUAUUACGAAAUCUACUGGUUCAGUACAUUGGUUUAACACAAACUAUCUCUCGGAGUCCAUCAGUCACAAAAAGGGUUCAAAGAAAGCUAUUGAAGAUGAUCAACUAGAAGACUCAUGGAUCCUUCCCUCGUUUGGAGCGAAAAAGUUUGUUGCCUUACCCUUGAUUGCAAAUGAUGAUAGUGCAGCUUCUAUCAACAAUAUUGCAGGGGCAAGCAACUCGAGUAAGUCAGUUAAUAAGGAGGAGAUGAACCAAUUGGCAGUGAUUGACAAGAACAACCAAUUGAAGUUGAUCUCCACAUUGAACGGCCGCCAUUUUUACAAGUAUAGCUUACCUGAUAAGCCUACAGCCAAAGAAGUUUUGCCCAAUUUGUGCUUUGACAAAGCAGAGCCUAGUACCGAAAAAUCAAAGCUGGUAAUUCCUUUGUCCCAGGCGGAAAUCGAAACAUGUUCUCCAUUUUCGAAUUUGAUCAACAGCUCAAACAUUGUAUUCGAAACUUUUGAAUUCGACGGAGAAGGUGAUGAUCGAGAUUUGUUCUUCGAAGUAUUUAAAGAGUUUGGAAACGAAUUACCAGGUAGAAAGAUA
Molecule: messenger RNA, 2115 nt
Organism: Suhomyces tanzawaensis NRRL Y-17324
Lineage: Eukaryota; Fungi; Ascomycota; Pichiomycetes; Serinales; Debaryomycetaceae
Exons: 3
Source: RefSeq, a predicted model, not a curated record